Molecule: messenger RNA, 522 nt
Organism: Cylicostephanus goldi
Lineage: Eukaryota; Metazoa; Nematoda; Chromadorea; Rhabditida; Strongylidae
Source: the annotation of a GenBank genome assembly
UAUACCCAAGAGAAAGCAAGCAAGGAUAUCGCAGAUAUGAAAGCUCGUAAAAAUGAACUUGGAAAGAAUCUGAACACAAGAGCGAUGAAUGUGCUCUCACAAGUGGAAGAGCAGGUUAUGGGUCUACAACAAAAGAAAAAGCAAAUCGCUAUCGAUCGUCAGAAGCUGCUAGACACUAUAGCUCUUCUCGAUAAGAAGAAAACACGAGAGAUACACAAAGCUCAUGAACAAGUGAACAGGGAUUUCGGGAACAUCUUUUCUACACUGUUACCUGGUGCCACCGCAAAAGUCGAACCCCCUCCUGGAAAAACGGUGGAGGACGGAUUAGAGGUGAAAGUAGCGUUUAACGGGAAAUGGAAGGAUUCUCUGCAAGAAUUAUCUGGAGGUAUCUUAUCUAGAGAUUGCUUUUUCGAAUUUGGAACACCUUCAAUUUUUUUCAUCGCUGUAGGAUUAGAAAGGGCUUGGGUUUUGUGCGAUAUCCUUCUUUUUGUCUAUAUCAGAAAAGCAGUGCUAUCAGACUGA